Sus scrofa (pig) is the source of this 2938-nucleotide messenger RNA. It is a transcript of the gene YJU2, whose product is annotated as YJU2 splicing factor homolog. The record is from RefSeq and is a predicted model, not a curated record. Lineage: Eukaryota; Metazoa; Chordata; Mammalia; Artiodactyla; Suidae. Gene Ontology annotation, cellular component: U2-type catalytic step 1 spliceosome. Gene Ontology annotation, biological process: mRNA splicing, via spliceosome.
GCUGAAGGAGUGGCGUAAGCGGAAAUACAAAGGACAGACGGUCGGGAAAGUUCGAUAAGCACCGAGCCUAACCAGUACUCUCGUGCUUGUGAGAAGACUAGGAGGCAAAGAUGUCGGAGCGAAAAGUUUUAAACAAAUACUACCCACCUGACUUUGACCCGUCGAAGAUCCCCAAGCUCAAGCUGCCCAAAGACCGGCAGUACGUGGUACGGCUAAUGGCCCCCUUCAACAUGAGGUGUAAGACGUGUGGAGAAUAUAUCUACAAGGGCAAAAAAUUCAACGCCCGCAAAGAGACGGUGCAGAACGAGGCCUACCUGGGCCUACCCAUCUUCCGCUUCUACAUCAAGUGCACACGCUGCCUUGCAGAGAUCACCUUCAAGACAGACCCCGAAAACACAGACUACACCAUGGAGCACGGAGCCACGCGGAACUUCCAGGCUGAGAAGCUCCUGGAGGAGGAGGAGAAGAGAGUGCAGAAGGAGCGGGAGGACGAGGAGCUGAACAACCCCAUGAAGGUACUGGAGAACAGAACCAAGGACUCCAAGCUGGAGAUGGAGGUUCUGGAGAACCUGCAGGAGCUCAAGGACCUGAACCAGCGACAGGCCCAUGUGGACUUUGAGGCCAUGCUGCGGCAGCACCGCCUGUCAGAGGAAGAGAGGCAGAAGCGGGAGCAGGAAGAGGACGAGAGGGAGACGGCGGCCUUAGUGGAAGAAUCUAGGAAACGAAGACUCCUGGAAGACUCUGAUUCAGAGGAGGAUGCUGCUCCCACCCAGCCCUGGCCUGCCCUCCCGCCCAACCCCACCGCCAUCCUGGACGAGGCCCCAAAAGCCAAGAGGAAGGUGGAGAGCUGGGAGCGCAGCGUGGGCACCCUUGGCAGCAGGCCGCAGCUGUCACGCUUAGUCGUGGUGAAGAAAACAGACUUGGACCGCAGCAUCCAGAGAGGCCUGGCCCCACCAAGCGCAGUGAUGAACGGAAAGACAGCCGAGCCUUCGCCCCAGGCGCCUGGCCCCUCCUCCCUGAGCCAGCUGGGUGUGUAUUCCGACAGUGAGGACAGUAGCGGCAGCAACUGAGCCCUGCCCCCAGGCCCUUCCUGGGUCAAGGCCACAGCCAGCUCCAGCCUUCCCUUGGGACCAACCAGAGUCACGACCGGACAAGCAUGAGUGUCCUUCAGAGCUGGCGGGGCCUGCAAGGCAUCAUCCGAGGAACUCGAGGAACUCAGUUUCUCUCCUGCCCCCACCCUCCAGCCCUCCCCAGCUCACCCCUGGACAGCCCUGGAGCAGCUCCCCGCAGGCCUUCACGGUCGUCUCUAGGACAGUCCCGAGAUGUCGGCUGUUUGUUGGGCACAUGAGUGAGCCCAUCCACCAGCGGUGGGCUGGUUGCAUCCCUUCCCACCACAGAACCACCUGGAACCAAUAAAAUGAACUUGUAGUCUGGCCUGGGCACCGUCUCUCUGCCAGCACCUGAGGAGAGGGCUGCAGAACCACACAACCCCAUGGGUCCUGGUGUCCUGACUCGGAGAAACCACGAGAUAGUAAACAUUCACCACUGAGUGUGUCACUUCGGGGAUAAUUUGUGAAACAGCGAUAGAAGGCUAGUAUGGUCAUAUGACCAGCAAGUCUGAUUACAAAGCUCACGUUCUUUCAAGGUUGCCAGACUCCAACUUGCGCAAUCCUCUCCAACCGCAGUAUUUUCUAGUUGAAGGUCCUGUGCCCCUGUCAGACGCCUCCACAGCCUGAUCAUCCCUGAUCUCUCCCACCCCUCCCAGGGUUCCAGACAUCAGCCCUCUCUACACACACACUCACAGACUUCCAUCUGCCAUCUGCACAUGAGGCUCCGGGUUUUUCACUGCCACAGUUUGGGGGAUAAGAUGCCCCCACUUUGGGGAUCUGCUUUUCUAUGAUGAUUUCUCUGGUUAGGGACAGCAUGCAGAAUGGACAGCAUCCAGACAGGACCCGGGGGCCUGAUUCCAAAGUUCUGAUAUGGGGACAGAAGCUGGCUCACACUGGCAGCUGGUGAGACCUGUCGCCUCCUGCAUUUAUUUCUCUUGCACUUAGCAGCAUCGUGUGUGUGGCUUAAAAUCGGCCAUGGCAGGACUACCUACACCAUGGAAAUCGGCAGGUGCUGUGAAUCGGUCCCCCACGCCGGAGCCAGUUCUGAAGCAUGUACCAGCCCAGCACUGCCUGUUGUCCCCCAACUCAGCCUCCUUAGUCACUGCCCGGAACUGGGGCCAUUCAGAGAUUCUGGGUUAAGAUAAGUCAUCUAGCUUAUGUAGUUGGAAAAGGAGAUUGAGGGGUUGGGGUUUCUUUGGUUCAUUUUGAUUAAUUCUUUCAGAUUGUUCCCUGAACUUCCUUUGCUCUUGAUCCACUGCCAUUUUUGCCAUGUAUGUACACCACUUGUUACUAUUAUCUACUUAAUAUUAUUGUUUACCUACUUUCUAAAGCACUUGUCACCAAACUAUGGUCCGCGGGCCAAACCUGGACCAUGGCCUGCCUUUAGAAAUCAAGUUUUGUUGCCACACUAACAUCCCCACUUGUGUGCGGGCCAUCCAUGGCUGCCCUCACUCUCUGGCUGCAGAGGUGAGUGGUUAAGACAGUGAUUCUGUGACCGGCAGAGCCAAAAUAUUUACUCUCAGACCCCCUAUCAAGAUGGCUUGCUGCCUCCUGUCUAGGUCACCCAACUGCUCCCCGCAGCCUCCAGUGGGAGGUGGCCAGGACAGCCCUGACCCCAACUUCUAGGCUCAUGCUGUUCUGCAGCUCUGCUGGCUGAGCCAGCUCCCCUCCCCUUCGUGUGACACAGUGGAUAGAGUACACAGGGUCCAUUUAUACAGUGAUGAGAACAGCUAACAUCAGUGAAGCACAGAUACCUGCCAAACCUCUGCUAAGCUUUUCAUGCAAACUCAUUUGUUUCAGUUUCCCAAUAAAAACUGGGAAAUAAGAAA